Molecule: messenger RNA, 2896 nt
Organism: Carcharodon carcharias (great white shark)
Lineage: Eukaryota; Metazoa; Chordata; Chondrichthyes; Lamniformes; Lamnidae
Exons: 5
Coding region: 3-572 (189 amino acids)
Source: RefSeq, a predicted model, not a curated record
AGAUGCAUCGAGCAUAUCAACCCAUCGUGGUAACCAGCAACAAGUACCUGCAGCAGAAAUGGGACAAAAAUGAUUACCAGAGGCAUAGGGCAAAGGUGCAAAAGGCCAUCGCAGUUGUGGAUACAAAGGGACCUCCGACUCCUGCGCAUCUUCAAGUCAAGCUGAAAAAGCUGCAGCUGCAGGAAGAACGCUUGGCGAUCAUCACGAGGGACAAUCAGAUUCUUUCCUCCAAGUUAGCUGAUAUCAUGAGAUCCAGUGGGACGGUGGAGAAUUGGAAUAACUACACAUCUAAAAGCCUGAACGCAGAGAAACGUCACAGGGAACUCCUGCAGAUAGCGCAGGCAAACCGAGCCAUUCUGUACCGCAUCACGCACUGUGAGUCGGAAUACAACCGCAGCAGACUGAAAGCAGAGUGGGAGAAAGUGGAGCGAGUGCAAAAAGAUAUUGCACGUUAUCCCCGUGGCCUAAAAACUGAGCGGAAAUAUAAGAAGGUCUGCAGCAGAGAAGUCCGAGGCUCGGUGAGUGGUGAAACCUCCGAUCAAGUCCAAGAACAGAGAAGACUGCAGCAGUGAGGAGAGAGGUCAACGACAGAAUGACCACAGAAGACCCUCCUUCUCCAUCCAAAUACUUCACUUCCACAUUUCACCCAGAAAUCAUAGAAAUUUAUCUCACAGAAGGAGGCCAUUUGGCCCAUCGUGUCUAGGCUUGCCAGCAAGUAACCUUCUAGCCUAAUGCCAAUUUCCAGCUCUUGGCCUACAGCCAUGUGCAUAUUCAAGUACUUUUCAAAUGUUAUGUGGGUUUCUGUUUCUACCACCCUUUCAGACAGUGAGUUCCAGAUCCCCAUCAUACUGUGGGUAAAAAUAUUUCCGCUUGAAUCCCCUCUGCCCUAAGGUGGAACUUUAUAGCGCCUCCUACUGGGGGGAUUUUCCUGAGCUGCUGAAGUCAUAGCUUGUCGCAUUUUAAGGCCCUGCCCCUACUGCGUUGAGUCUGUAAAAUUCCACCCCUAAAUCUAUUCCCCCUGGUUAGAGGGACCCUUGACCAAGGAGAAUAGGGCCUCCCUAUUCACGCUGUAUAGACCCCUCAUGAUUUUACACAAUUCAAUUAGGUUUUCCCUGAGCCUCCUCUGUCCCAGAGAAAACAACCCCAACCUAUUCGAUCGUUCCUCAUUACUAAAAUCCUCCAGUCCAGGUAACAUGUUUGGAAAUCUCACCUGUACCCUCUCUACCACAGUCACAGGCAGGAUUUAAUGCUCUCCCCCGAGGCGAGUUUGGUGGCGGGAUGGUAUUUAAUUGGGCAGGAGGGUGUCAGGUGGGGACUCCACUGCCUUUUCUGCCUCUGUUCUACAGCAGGAAGGCUCAUGGACAGCCUGCCCCUCCCUGGUGUUAAAUAAGGCCCUUAAGUGGACAAUUAAUGCGCACUUAAGGGUCUCAUCCCAUUGCCGCUGGUAUUCACCCAGACUUCUGUGGGCAGGGGUCCCUGGUUCAAAGGCACUCAGUCCCUGAUCAUGGAACCCGGCAUCAAGAAUUGGGAGGAGAUGGCCUGCUGAGAACCACCAUCCCUGCCCUUGUUGCCGACCCCCUUCCCUGUGAAUCCCACCCCACAACCCCCACACACCUGGUGCCUAAGUCCCUCAGCGAUCCUUGGCCUCAGGUGGGUGCAGUACUGGCAGCAACCACAACUCCUCAGGUGGAGCUGUUGAGCAAUGCACAGAUGCUGGCCUCUGAUUGGCUGGCAGCUCUUGAGUGGGUGGGGAAGAGGUCUUUGAUCCCCGGGGAAGGCACGCCACUGCCUAUUUAAGUGCCAACACACCUUCAUGAAAAGAAGGGACGUGGGGCUUUCGCCAAAUGUCCAGCUGAUGGGUGAGACCCCCAUCGCUUCCAAUAAAUAACGCCCCCUAUAAUCCACAUCUUUUUUAUAGUGCAAUGAAUUGUGUGCAGUUCUCCAGCUGUGGCCUAAGUAGUGUUUUAUACAGAUCCAGCCUACCCUCCCAGCUCUUAUAUUCUACACCUUGGUUAACAAAGGCAAGUAUCCCAUAAGCCUUCCUUACCAACUUAUCCACCUGAACAGCCACCUUCAGGAAUCUGUGGGCAUGCACUCCUAGGUCCCUCUGUUCCUUUACACUCAAUACCACACUGUUUAUUGGCCUUCCCCAAAUACAUUACCUCACAUUUUCCCAGCUUGAGUUCCAUUUGCCACUGUUCUGUUCCACCCAACCAGUCCAUUGAUACUUUCCUGCAGCAUCAAUGCUUCUUUAGCUUCCGAGAUCCUACUGACACCACACAAAUAACGUGUGGCACAUUCUAAGUGAAGUUUUUCAUACUCGUUUUUUUCUUGCUCUGCAUUAGCCCUGUGUUGGGUUGAAGGGGACACUUAGUACCAGAGGCUGAUCCACAUCGAGCAAAAUCCAACCCACCAUUGGUUGGAGCCUGCUGAGGGUUAGGUCCACGACGUCCCUUGUUUUAACCUCGCAUCAUCGUACAACAGUGGCUCCGGCCUAUUGGACUGCUCUCACAUUUCCUGAGGAAAUUUGUCGCCACAUCUGAUAGGACCAAAAUGGAUAAAUGUCACCAAAUCCCUCCCUGCUCAAGGGCUUAUUCUGACUACCUGCCUCAAGAAACACACUCACAGCCCCUCCAGCGCAAUAUCACUGUGGGGCAUCCAGGUUCCCGGUCACAUGGUGCUGACAGACUUUUUGGUCAGUGGUGGAGGUGUGCAAGUAAUCUGUCACCCCCAAAAAAUCUACCCCAUGUGUUCAUUAUCAAGCUUCCCCUUAAAAGGGGAGGUGGUGGUAUAGUGGUAUUGUCACUGGGCUAGCAUUCCAGAGACCCAGGGCAAUGUUCUGGGGACCUGGGUUCAAAUCCCACCACAGUAAAUGGUGGAAUUUGAAUUCAAUAAA